Molecule: messenger RNA, 1032 nt
Organism: Candidula unifasciata
Lineage: Eukaryota; Metazoa; Mollusca; Gastropoda; Stylommatophora; Geomitridae
Source: the annotation of a GenBank genome assembly
AUGAAGAGCCAAACGCUGGAUGUCAGCGAAAGUGUGCUUUUUUGUGCAAUACUAACGGUACACGUGACUGGGGUAGUCACAAACUCCCUCAACGUGCGGGUCUUUCUGCGCCAAGGAGUCAGCUCCGACAGUACCACGGUGUCGAUGUUUGCACUGGCCGUAUCCAACCUGUUAGGUUCUCUUCUCAUUAUCCCAAAGGCUUUGUGCUUUUACGUAGACAAAUAUGUUCAGAUAGAAAACUACGCGGAAGAUUCUUGCAAUACUUGGAGUGAACUGACUCUUGCCUAUCCACACAUUAUGUUCUCUAGAAUCACCUGCUGGAUAAUUGUGUAUAUUUCAGUAGAGAGGGCGUUGAGUGUACUUAUUCCUCUGAGAGUAAAGCUUUUCAUCACAUCAAAAACUGCAUCAUUUGUGAUGCUGACCAUCUAUGUGUUUUAUAUCUGUUUCCACGUACCAUUCGGCGCUAAUGUUCGCAUUGUUUUGGCACAGGAGCCGGCCAUCAACGGAACUGUGACUGCCAUCUCACAGGAAACAGCUUUGGGGAAAGUGUUUUUGAAGAUAAACAGCCUGCUUGGCAAUACGAUUCUAACCACGACAGCAAUGAUUAUCAUUGCUGUAACAACCGUUGUUAUGUUACGGCGUCUUCGGUCUUUGGGAAAGUGGAGAAAUGCACAGCCCUCAUCAGUGAUGGUUUUCUCACUAGAAUCUGCGAUGCCUGCAGUACACGUAUCACCAUAUGUGUCUAUGUCUAGAAAGGAUAAAGAGGUUAUUAAAAUGGUGUCUACAAUAACAGGAGUGUACCUGGUGUGUUUAAGUGGCAGCCAUGUUCCCGGUAUGUGUAUCUGUUUCAUUCCUGAAAUGUAUUUAAAUGGUGUCAACUCUGCAUUGUUCCAUCUGGCGUAUUCUCUCAAGUAUUUAUUUGAUGGCAUUAACUCGUCGGUUAAUUUCUUUUUCUACUUUCGUUUGAGCCGCAAAUAUAGAGAUACAUUUUGUAAAUUAUUUAGCUCUAGCAAAUGGACAACAGAUCGCUGA